AAGCAGAAAGAAACCUGGGUGCCGUAAAUGUUAAUUUUUUAUGCAUGAAAUGUUAAACUAUUUUUUUAUAUUGAAAGAAUUGAUGCUGACAGGAUUUUAACUUUACUUUGAAUAUUACUGGAAGAUAGUAACUACUUGCUAAAAAUUUUGUUGUUUAACAAGUUUAAUGAGGAACAAAUUUUUUUUUUAGCAUGUCGGGUAAAAGUGAUAUAUGGAAUCAUUUCAUAAAAAAAGACUUAGGAGCCUUAGGAGGCACAUGCAAAUAUUGUCACCAGGAAGUAAAAACUAAGGGAAACACAACAAACUUGCGUAAUCAUUUAUUAAGACGCCAUCCAACAAUUAAGACCGUAAGUCUCAAAAAGAAGAGUGAAAGUGGUGGUGGUAAAUGUGAUAAUGCACAAAAUGGUGAUCCAAUGUACUGAGUUUGAAAAAAAUAAAAAUCAAUGUUCAAUAAAUCAAAAUAACUAUGUUUUCUUUUUUUAGGUUGAUGAUACGACGUUAGAUAUUGUGCCAGUUCCAGAUUUGCAAAAUGUUGAUAAUUCGGAUACUGAAAGUGUGGCUUUCUUCUACUGCCUCUACAUCAGUCUUAAAACAGCAAACAUUGACUUCUUGCUUAACAAAUAUAAAAUCAUUCGGAGAUAAUGGUGUUAAGCGUGGUCAAAUAACCAAUGCAAUAGUCUUCAUGAUAGCAAAAGAUGGCUUACCUCUGAAUACUGUGGAAAAAACAGGAUUUAAUUAUUUAAUGAAAGUAGUAGCACCACUAUAUAAAGUUCCAGCCAGAACAACAAUCACUUACAUGAUUGACGAUAAAUAUGACACCAAAAUGACAGAAAAAUGGGGCAUUACAAGUAAUAAAGUGGUAGCGUUUAUCACGGACAAUGGCGCAAAUAUCGUUAAAGCUGUCACAAAUGUUUAUGGCAAAAAUAAACACAUGCCAUGUUUUGCCCAUACAUUAAACUUAGUAGCAUCAAAACCAUUUGACAAUAAGGAUGGACUGGAAGAAGCCAAGAAUUUACUAACAGCUGUCAAAGAUAUUACUACAUAUUUUAAGCAUAAUACAAAUGCUGCAGACGCUUUAAAGAAAGCUCAAGAUCACCGAAAAAAGCCUUUGGGGGCUGAUUCAGUCUGUAUGUACCCGAUGGAAUUCUGUUUUUUAUCAAUUGGAACGAUUUGUUGAGUUAUCUGAAAUUAUUGCGCCAAUAUUACUCAAGUAUCCUAAAGCACCGACAAUGCUAACUGCACAGCAGUUAGAAUUUAUAAAAGAUCUUAUAAAUAUAUUGAGACCAUUAGAAGUAAUAACUAAAGAAAUAUCGGGAGAAGACUAUGUUACAGCCAGUAAAAUUAUACCAAUCGUAUCUUGUCUGACUGGAACAUAUAAUACGAUGAAAACUUCAACUGACAUUGGAGCUAAAUCAAGAACUUUAAUUAUGGACGGUUUAAAGAAAAGAUUUGGAAAUAUUGAACAAGUUCAUUUGUUAGCUGAUGCGAUAAUUUUAGAUCCUAGAUUUAAAAAAAAUCAUUUUACUGACCAUGUAGCCUGUUCUCGAGCAAUAAAUAGAAUAAAUACUUCAAUUUUAGAUAUUCAAUCACAGCAACAACUUCCACAAAAUAAUAGUGAAGAAUUCGACGCAAUAGAAGGGACUGAUUUAGAAAAAGGAAUUUGGGAUUUUCAUAAGUUGCUUGUCAAAAAGCAACUCUCUACAUGUAAUACACUUGCACUGGAAAGUCAAGGCUUAAACGAAGAGUUUAAACACUAUUUAUCACAGGCAGUUGCGCAUCUAAAGUAUGAUCCUAUACUUUAUUGGCAAGAACAAAAAAACUCUAUUUAUCACCAUGUUCACUCAAUAGCCGUGAUCGUAGGAUCAUCUGUUCCCUGUGAGCGCCUUUUUUCAAUUUCCGGCAACAUCGCAAGUGAUGAGCGGAACCGCUUGGAUCCCAUUAGACUUGACAAAUUGUUGUUUUUAAAAAGCUUAGAUAUGAAGCAUUGGGAACUAAAAGCUAUUGUUAUCUACUCUCUUAACUUUUUAAUGUAACAAAUACAUUUAGAAAAUAAAUGUCUUCUUUUAUAUCUGAUCUGAUAUUUUGAUAUGGUAAUAAAAAUAAUUGUAAUUAUCGAAUUCCCUGAACUAAUAAAAUCCUGAUUUUACUGAUAAGAGAUCCCAGAGAUUGUUUAUUAUGGUAUCAUUUUUGUUUUUCAUAAAAUGGACUUAUAUUUACAUUGUAAAUACAAAUUUGAAAAAAAUAGAUUUUUUAGAAAUCGAUUUUUUAGACCUCGAUUUUUUUAUGAAUCGAUUUAUCAGGUUACGAUUCGAAUCGAUUUAAAAAUCGAUCUUUUUUGGAAAGAAUCGCCAUCCCUACCUCAAACCAACAACGGAGGAUUCACCACCACGUGAAGAACCCAUGUAUGACAUCGGACCGCAUUCAACGUUGGUGUCGCUUGAAGAUGUCCAUACACAAAACUUUGACUUCGGAGGUUUCAUUCCCAUCGUUGAAGAGACUUAUGAAAAAAUCCGCGGUAUAGACCCGCGACUAGCCGAACGUUUACCACUUUCACUUUUCACACACGUUUCUUGUAAUCACCUCAAUCUACAGGUUGCCGAAGUAGCUCGCCAAAAUGGACAAAAUAUACUCGGUACAAGAACUGAUCUUCGUGAAGUCUUACCAGAUUAUCAGUGUCUACCGAAGACGAUAACAAUGUUCUAACGCAAACGGGAGUUGAUCUAAAACUUAACCUCCCUCAGCUCGCUAUACCACAGGGUCCAAUUGACGAUGUACCAUCUGGAACCUUCGGUCCGAUUAACGCGACGACUCAUAACGUAUAUGAAGCGUACAUUUGUCCUCUGGUCACGGCAAAUCGCGUAAUCGCCAGCCAACAGAAUAAUUCUAGCUAUCAACCACUACCUCAACAAUUAAUCCCAGCUAAUCUGACUCCAACACGUAAUCUAUUGAGAUUCGGGCCUAUCGACGCCCAGAAUCAAGGAGUCCAACAACGUCUACAGGGUGUGGUGUUCCCAAAUGACGCUACUAUAGAAGGCAGGUAUAAAGUAUCAUUUUGAACCUGUAAUAGAGUUUAUACUAUCAUGUCUGAACUGAAGGACCGUUUUAAGAUGACAGAGCUAAAAAGACAAGAGAAUAAAGACGGCCUUAAUUUAAAAAAAAAGCGCUUGGUCAUUCGUGUCCGAGCCGUAGCACAGUACGGAUUUCUCUGGAACAUCGUUACGCUCCUCGUGAAAUAUACGCAGCUCACCAAGUUCUCGUGAAGUUUUGUUUCGGAAGUCCAAACAUGGGUCAUCGUCAAGAAAUUAAUAACCGUGACGUCAGCAAUGCUGCAGCAAUGCUUUUAAAAACAUUCCGUCAGCGUUUCUCCUCCGUCAUAUAUUUUAUAGUAAAAAAAGCGUGGAGUGCAUGGUGUUAUUAGUUAUAAACAUUUUUCUGACAGAUAUGAGUAGAAGAAUUAUUAUUUCAAUAAUAUCUUAAAAAGCACCACACGCUUUUUUUUUUUAAAAAAAAUAUAUAUUUUUUACACUAUUUUCAAUUUAAAUUUAUUAAAAUUUAUUUUCUAUUUUUUAGUUGAAUUUUAUAUAAAGCGUGUUUUUUAGUUUUUAGUUUUUUUAACCUAUUAUUUAUUUUUAAAUGCAAACAUGUGAUUUAUUCAAAUUGCAUCAAUUUUUUUUAUUAUUUUGUAUAUUUAUCCUUUUUCUCAAUAUAAGCACUCAAUAUUUUUUUA
Messenger RNA from Bombyx mori (domestic silkworm), 3727 nucleotides. RefSeq lists its product as uncharacterized. The coding region runs from base 530 to 1177 and encodes 215 amino acids. The record is from RefSeq and is a predicted model, not a curated record. Lineage: Eukaryota; Metazoa; Arthropoda; Insecta; Lepidoptera; Bombycidae. The transcript has 2 exons.